AAGAUUUUCAAGGUAAACAACAACACUCUGCCACUGAGAGGAAAACUUUCUUGUACGGAAGUACUUUUUAGUUUCUGUCAAGCCUCCCAGCCUGUAAACGUGAAAUCGAGCACCUGCAAAUUUUAUUUUCAAUUUUGUUUGUACUGAGCUCCAGCUACUAAAUUACAUUUGACUUCGGCUUUGCCUUUGCUUGUCUUGUAUUAAGAGAUGGCUGAAGCUACAAUGAAAACCAGACGUCAAGAUAUGUAUAAAGCAAGAACUCCACCCUGGAAAGAGACCUACAGAAAGAGAUGUUUAGACAGACUAAGAGGAAGUAGAGAGAAAUUAAUGACAAGAUUCAGAAAGAUUGAUAUAACCAGUGAAAAAGAUGACUUUAUUAAAGAUAUUAUGACAGAUGAACUAAAAACAUUAAAACGUGAACAAGCUAAAGAUUUAGAUAUAGAGUUUGAAGAUACUGGUUUUAAUGGAGUGGAUUUGAUGUUAAAUUUAUUUGAAGAUAUACAAGAAGAACUUAAACAUGAAGAGUUGAGACUAUUAGAAGAGCAUGAUAGAUAUGAACACAGUUUGAAAUUAGAAGAAAAUGUUUUAUGUUCUGCUAUAGAAAAAUUAUCAACUGAUGAAGUAAUAUGUCCUAUUUGUCAAAAAUCAACAUUGUUAUUAAAUAAAAAUAUUAUAUUCUGUUCAUGUGGAGUUAGAAUAGAUACUGAGCAAGAUUGUAUUAGUUUAAGUAAUGUUAAAAAUCAACUUGAAGCCUCUAUUUAUCAACAUAGUCUAGCAUGUACUACAGAUCCUACAUUUAGUAUCAUAGCUGACUUCGGUACACAACAUUUACUCAUGUCUUGUCAGGUUUGUGAUGCAAUGGAUAUUAUUGUGUGAUAAACAGGGAAUAUAAUACGACUUUGUUUCCAUCCAACAGUAUAGAACUUUAUUAUUUAUUAUUGAAUGAUUAACAAUGAUUGCAACCAUUGGACUUGAGACUGAAAUCAGAUAUGUUUUUCCAUAUUCAUUAUCAUAUCAUCAUUUGCUCCAGUCUCCAGUGUAUAUAAAUAGUGUAUAAACUAAGAAAAUGUUACAUGUGC
Messenger RNA from Lottia gigantea (owl limpet), 1079 nucleotides. RefSeq lists its product as hypothetical. The record is from RefSeq and is a predicted model, not a curated record. Gene Ontology annotation, biological process: protein import into nucleus. Gene Ontology annotation, cellular component: nucleus. The transcript has 8 exons. NCBI's taxonomy places the organism in Eukaryota, Metazoa, Mollusca, Gastropoda, Lottiidae. The coding region runs from base 208 to 876 and encodes 222 amino acids.